AAUUACCAAAAACAAAACCCUAAAACCAUUUAUCAUCAAUCUCAAUCACUUCUAAACAGAGUCAACAAAAACGAACUCUCUCUCUUCUAAUCUUCUUAUCUCUCAUGGUGAGUCUGUAACUGAUAAAAACUUGAAAUCAUGGCGGCCGAAGCUUCGAAGGCGACUUCAUCCGCCGAUUCUUACAUCGGCAGUUUGAUUAGUUUGACAUCUAAGAGUGAGAUCAGAUACGAAGGCAUUCUCUACAGCAUUAACACUGAAGAAUCCAGUAUUGGUCUUCGAAACGUCAGAUCAUUUGGAACAGAAGGACGGAAGAAAGAUGGUCCACAAGUAUCCCCAAGUGAUAAAGUUUAUGAAUAUAUACUCUUCCGCGGCACUGACAUUAAGGAUUUGCAGGUGAAUUCAUCUCCUCCUGUUCAGCCAGUUGCAUCAACAUCUUCAAUUGACAGCGAUCCUGCUAUCAUUCAGUCUCAUUAUCCUCGUCCGACUGUAACACCAGCGAAUGUGCCACCAGCUGCCAGUGCACCAUUAGCUGAUGCUAUUUCUCAUGGACUACAGCUUGGACACCCUGGCUCGAGUUUUCCAAGUGCUAUGCCUUUGUACCAACCAGGUGGAAAUUUAGGGUCAUGGGCGCCUUCACCUCCUCCAGGCGCAAAUGGGGGUGUACUUGCAAUGCCUAUGUAUUGGCCUGGUUUUUAUGGCUCUCCCAAUGGGCUUCCUCAUUUGCCUCAGCAGACAUUGCUCCGACCACCCCAUGGACUUGUUAUGCCACCUUCCCUGCAGCAACCAAUGCAAUAUUCUGGGUUCAAUCCGAUUUUACCAACAGGAGCUUCAAACUUGACUGGCCCGAAAUUUCCUGAGAUUCCCCCUAGUUUGGUUAUGUCAAGCAACGCUUCUACUAAUUUAACAUCAACAUCUUUGCCGCAAUUGAAUUUGCCUCCUGUGCCAUCCAGCAGUGUAGCAUCUGAAACAUCAUCAGGUUCUGCAGUAUAUAAGGCUCCCAAUUCUGGACUUCUUUCAACACCUAGCUUCCCGUCAAUAUCUCCACUGAAAAUCUCUUCUCCAGAUGCUAGUACCAUUACAACUGUUGUCUCUAACAAGGUCAAUGCUAUUUCUAGUUCAAGCUUGCCAAACCUAAGCCUUUCUCAAACACCAUCGUCUAUUAUAAAUGCUCCCAGUUCAAGCCAGACAGAAACUGCAAAACCAUCUCUGGUCACACCUAAUCAACUUGUGCAGUUUGGACAACUACCAAUUUCUUCAUCUCCAUCUUCACAACUUGCUAACCAAGAUGUGGAAGUUGUUAAAGUGUCCUCAGCAUCAUCGUCAGAUGCAAAAGCAGAAACAGUAAAGGAAGCACAACCACCAAUAUUGCCACUGCCUCCUCCUGCAUCAAGGGCUUUCCACAAGCCCAAUGGUGGUCAGUUCCAUCCACGUCAUAACUACAACUAUCGGGGACGUGAAAGAGGAAGAGGAAGUGGGAGCUCACGUCAAGUGACAAGGUUUACUGAGGACUUUGAUUUCACGGCCAUGAAUGAAAAGUUCAAAAAGGACGAAGUAUGGGGUCAUCUUGGUAAGAGUAACAAGUCCCAUACCAAAGACAAAAAUGUUAAUGGUGGGGAUGGCUCUGAAGAAGAAGGUGAAGAGAAUUUGCCACAAAAUGAUGUAAAGCUUGUUUAUAAUAAGGAUGACUUUUUUGAUACCCUCUCCUGCAACACUCUUGACCAUGACUCACAAAAUGGGAGGAUAAGAUUCUCUGAGCAGGUGAAGAUAGAUACAGAGACAUUUGGUGAUUUUGUGAGAUAUCGAGGUGGGCGUGGUGGUCGGGGGCCGAAUCGUGGUGGACGUGGUUCUUAUAAUGGAAGGGGAUAUGGCUACUCUGGAAGGGGGUAUGGCUACCCUGGAAGGGGGCGAGGGCGUGGUAUGUCUAGCCGGGAUUCCUAAUUGGUAGUGACUGUGUUUUUGCAUGUAUCACUUGGAUCGAUAUGAUAUCUGCUUUUGUUAACAUGUGCUGAUUCUGUUAGUAUGGGCAAGGUUUGUAUUUUGCAUUUUUUGCUUGUUUGCUGGUGUAUGCAAGCAGGUAUUUUAAGAACAAAUUUGUAAGCAGGUAUUUUAAGAACAAAUUUGUAGCUUUUCAUUGAUUGACAUAAAGUCAUUCAGUAAUGUAAAUUGGAACCAGUUGAUGGUGUGAAAUGGUAUAAUUCUGAGGUUAACUAGUUUCGAA
Molecule: messenger RNA, 2218 nt
Organism: Spinacia oleracea (spinach)
Lineage: Eukaryota; Viridiplantae; Streptophyta; Magnoliopsida; Caryophyllales; Amaranthaceae
Product: protein decapping 5
Exons: 8
Coding region: 139-1938 (599 amino acids)
Biological process (GO): P-body assembly; cytoplasmic stress granule assembly
Cellular component (GO): P-body
Molecular function (GO): mRNA binding
Source: RefSeq, a predicted model, not a curated record